CACAGUUCCGUACUUUAUAUAAUUUAGAGGUUUUUGAAUGUGUCAGUGCGCAUGGUCACUCUCUUAUGUUACGACAGGAAUGUUCAUCUGUGUGUGUGUUCUCUGAGUUGCCUACAUGAGUGUGUAUGAUACGUUAAUAGACAACAGGAAUGGAUACUUGCUGAACUGAGGUGAUUAUUAUGAGGAGAGAGGGAUCGGAAGACCAAUUUGCAGCGAGGCCGACCCAGACAUGUCUUCGCAGAGUGGGGGUCAUGAUGUGGAGCUGUUCGUAGAGACCCCAGACUAUGACCUGAUCUGCACCAUUUGCCAGGGGGUCCUCAGGUGCCCAGUAAGAGCUGCAUGCCACCACAUCUUCUGCAAGAAAUGCAUUUUACAAUGGCUGAAGAGGUGCAGACAGCAGACCUGCCCCUGCUGCAGAAAGCCUGUCAACCAGAGCUUGAUAUUUGUGAUGUUCAAGCUAAGCAAGGUGAUCGGUCGCCUAAAGAUCAAGUGUAAAAACAAGAUCCGUGGCUGCCCGCAUACCUUAGCCCUGUCAGAGCAGUACUGCCACAGCACGAGCUGCCUGUUCGAGCUCAUUCCCUGCCCCUACCAGGGCUGCCGUGCCCAGCUCCUCCGCAGGGACCUGGAUGCCCACGCCAGGCACUGUGAGCACUGGAGCCAACCAUGCCACAUGGGCUGUGGCACCGUGCUGUCCCACCGCACCCAGGCCAAGCACAACUGCUACAGGCAGCUGAGGCAUGAGUACGAGGCCAGGCAGAGGAACCACCGGGCCAUCGCAGCAGCCCUCCAAAGGAAGAUGAGGAGGAUGCAGAGCACCAUGGCCGACAUGAAGAGGCAGAUCGGCCUGAUCUGUGAGAGCCUGGAGGUCAUGGACGAACUGGAGGAGGUGGAAGAGGAGGACCUGGGUCAAACCAGUGGGAGUUUCAGUAGCAGUAACAGCAGCUCCUGAGUCCUGAUGCAAUGUAUUUAUAAAAAUGACUCACACACACAAUUAUCUCUGGCACUUGAACUGUUUAGGACUAUUCAGAUUUUAUUUUAUUCCUAGCACCAAGUAUGAAAGACCUGUGGAAUUUGAAUUUUCAGGGAUGGACUGCCUCAAAUAGCACAUUUAGUCAUAAUUGCUUUGAGGGUGUGUUGAUAAUGAAACUUCAUAUUUCAUUUGAAAAUGUAUAAAGUUAGAACAAUUUUGUACUGUGUCCUUUAACAUUUUGAUUUGUAAAGGAUGAUAUAUUUUAUAAAUAAAGUCAGCAACCUUUAA
Salvelinus namaycush (lake trout) is the source of this 1258-nucleotide messenger RNA. Its product is annotated as RING finger protein 151-like. Gene Ontology annotation, molecular function: zinc ion binding. Gene Ontology annotation, biological process: regulation of canonical NF-kappaB signal transduction; protein K63-linked ubiquitination; positive regulation of JNK cascade. The coding region runs from base 230 to 949 and encodes 239 amino acids. The transcript has 5 exons. Lineage: Eukaryota; Metazoa; Chordata; Actinopteri; Salmoniformes; Salmonidae. Gene Ontology annotation, cellular component: plasma membrane signaling receptor complex. The record is from RefSeq and is a predicted model, not a curated record.